Molecule: messenger RNA, 547 nt
Organism: Astrephomene gubernaculifera
Lineage: Eukaryota; Viridiplantae; Chlorophyta; Chlorophyceae; Chlamydomonadales; Astrephomenaceae
Source: the annotation of a GenBank genome assembly
CUAAGGCGGCGGCGGUGCCCCUCCCUGACGACGAUGACGAGGAGGAGGCUGCGGCUGCCGGCCCUGGGACGUCGCAGCCGUCUACGGCCGCUCCUGCGGCAGAUGCCCGACCACCUGCCCAGGCCGAGGCGCGUGCGCAGGUGCAGCCGUUUAAACCUUUUGUCCCUGCAGGCUCCAAGCGGGUGAACUUCUCAGAUCAACUGGAGACACCGCCGCAGGAGAAGCAACAGCAGCAGCCGGAGAAGGCGGCGGAUGGGUUAGCCAAGGCGGCGGCAGCAGUGCCUGCGUCGACGCCUCCACCUACACCCGGCGGCGGUUUCUUCUUCAACGCCCACGCAGGCAGUACGCCCUUCCGGCCUGCAGGCGGAGAGGUACCCCUUGCUGAGACGCCGGCACCCGCCAAGGACAAGGCGGAUGAUGCUCGGCCGGCGGCGACCUCCAUCUUCUCUUUCGGUGCGCCGGCAAGCACGCCCGCACCGGCAGAGGCCGCAGCUGAGAAGGCAAAGCCCUUUGGUGUCGUGACGUCCGGGUCAGACAAGCCCGCCAG